This is a messenger RNA of Amoebophrya sp. A25, 1973 nucleotides long. The record is from the annotation of a GenBank genome assembly. NCBI's taxonomy places the organism in Eukaryota, Dinophyceae, Syndiniales, Amoebophryaceae.
CAAUACUAGACUUCUCCACGACUUGCAUGUUCCUUUGUUUUCUUUGGUGCAGAAGUAGUACGUAGUAGUUCCAUUCCCUCUCGAUUUCUGACCUCUCUUUCGACGUUUUUUUUUCGCAAAGUUCAAGUUCUUGAUUCAAAUAUCUUCGAGAGUCACAUCUAUCGUCCUUCAGAAAGCUCUCAUUGUCAUUGGUAGGCAGAAUUUUUUUUAGUUCAUCUGGUCAACGGCAACGACGACAAACGUAAAACCCUCAUCUACAUUUGCGACUCUUCGUCAACACCAAACAAACAAACAAACAAACAAACAAAAUGGGUUACUACGGACUCGGACCUGGUAUGCGCGUGGCUGACCAGCUCACUGUGCUGGAAAAGGCUCUUCGUGGUGUGCCGGUUGACUUAGCGACAGCCGCUACCUUGGACGUACUGGAGACGCUGUUGAAGAACAUCGCUCAAAACCCGAAGGAGGGAAAGUUCAGACGCAUAAAGUUGGCGAACAAGAAGAUCUCAGCAGCAAUUACGUCUGUUACGCCAGCGUUGGAAGCGCUGCUGGCUGUGGGAUUCGAGGUUGAGGAAGCAGAGGGAGAACUUUAUGGCUCCUUUGGAAGAUUUUUCUUUCACUUCUUCAAGAAUGACUCACUAGAACGAGGAAAAGUCAUAGGUCCUCACGUGGUGAAAACGAUUAGCACCAGUCCAUCCCCAUUUUUUCUGUAGCCUCCUCACCCCUCAGAUGGAUAAUGAUUCCAUUCAUUAACGAACUCCACCACAAGCACAACAACCUCAUUCCCACUCUCAUACUCUCUUCCUGGUCCUCCCUGCUGACGUAAAAGUCGAUUUUCCAACGCACGUGUCCAAGAUCAUUGACGCUCGUGAUUAUUUUCGCAAAGAAAACGAGAAAGCGCGUGUUGCCAAGGGUCUCGGUCGCGUAGCGCCACCAGGAGAGAAGGGAGCUGAAGAUGCCCGUCCAGCCGAGGACAUCGCAGUGCAAGCAGCAGCGAAUCUCAAAUGGCUCAAAACAGUAGAUGCGUCAGCUUAUAAGCAAGCAAUGGUGGCGAGUAAUUAAAGAGAGGAUUAUGUUUAUGGUCCUCAUCUGACUGAGAUUAUUAUACAAAUACAACUGAGAUUCUGAGUAUUAGGAAACGCUAACGCUUGCUAUUUGAGUGGUUGUGCUGAUUUUUUAAGUUGAUUUUCCGGUCAACAUUGAACAAAGUCCUUCUUAUCUUUCUUGCAGUAUAAGUUUGAAGUUUCUGAUUUUUUGGUGCAUGUUCAACGUCUCGUUGAUGUUGUGGCUGCCUCGUCCUGCGGGUUGUGUCCACCAAAUGUGCAUGAAUUUUCGAAAUGCAGAACUAAAAGGGUUUUACUGAUGCAACAACAAUGAACGAUUGUGAUUGAUAUUCGUCGAGGUACGAAUGAGAAGCCAACAUAUUAAUGGGCUAAAGAAACAAGACUUAUGAUAGUUGUGUGCAGCAGUUUCUAUAUGGCUAAUUGGGAAAAUUGAACAACAAGAUAUCACCAUGAAUCUUGGCUUACGCGAAGGCAUCUUCUGACGACAAUGAAGUAGAAGUACAAUUUGACUUCUGACAACGGGAUAAGGAUAGAGUUUGGUUUAUGAGUUCAGCGCAUGAUUGAUCCCUUAUUCCAACUUCAUCGAUUCUUGUUCACAACAUUGCAGUCGCACUCCUCGUUAUCGUUCGCAGAUGACUACAACCAACGCGAGUACUAACAGACUCGAUGGUAGAAAAACCGCAAUAUUAUAUUCGAUGCUAUUCGAACUUGAUUGGGAGUAUGAUCUUCAAUUUGUCGAGAUGCUUGUACUUCUUUUGGGGAAAAUAAUAUGGUCGGAAUACCUCUACAUCACAGGGCAGAGGCUGUCAUUUGUUUUAUCCAGAGUUUCUAGGAGUGAUCAGGAUUGAUUCUGUAUAUUUUUCAAUGAUACAAGCAAGGACUAAAAGUAAGUACCAGCUGCGGUGACUGAAG